UUGCGGCUCCGGGCGGCGGCGGCGGCACGAUCUCGUCCAAACACAACGCGGAGGUCGCCCGGCGAAGUUUGUCCCUUUGGAGGCGCCGUCCCCCUCUGCGCCCGGCUCGAGUCAUGUGAGCGAGACGCGCUCCGGGCCUGGGGCGGAGAAGGAGGCGACGAGAGCUGCGGGAUCCGGGGCCCGGCGGAGGACGGGCGGGAUGGAGGCCACCUUGGAGCAGCACUUGGAGGAUACAAUGAAGAAUCCAUCCAUUGUUGGAGUCCUGUGCACAGAUUCACAAGGACUGAAUCUGGGCUGCCGUGGGACCCUGUCAGAUGAGCAUGCUGGAGUGAUAUCUGUUCUAGCCCAGCAAGCAGCUAAGCUGACCUCAGACCCCACUGAUAUUCCUGUGGUGUGUCUAGAAUCAGAUAAUGGGAACAUUAUGAUCCAGAAACAUGACGGCAUCACCGUGGCGGUCCACAAGAUGGCCUCUUGACGGCUCAUAUCAGUUCUCCAGCAGCCUGUCAUCAGGGCUCAAUCCUACCUGUGUAAAUGAUCUUGUAGAACUAUGAAAGUCCCAGUAGUUAGGCCAUUUAUUUAAUGUGUAUUGGGCGCAUUUCUGUUAAUUUUAGAGUUAGCUGCUUUUUGACAGUCAAGGGACUGACUUAUCCAAAUAUUAGUAAGAAAGGAUCAUGUUUUGAAGCACCAGGUCCAGGUCACUUUGUACAUAGAAUUUUCUUAUGCUCAAUAAAUCUGGUCAGAGGAAAGCGUGGAUCUCUUCUGGAUUCUUUAAAUUCUUAUCAAAUGUUCAUUUUUUUUUUCAAUUAUCAAAUUGUAAUUUUUUUUUUAAGUCUUUGUUCCAAAUUACUCUCUUCUCUUUCCGAAGAUUCCUGAACUACGGACAUUCUCACACAAGUGUCCAUGGAUAUUGAAAACAAAUUAAGCCUAUUCCCACCCCAUAAUAACAUAAAGCUAAUUAUCAUUAAGUACUUACUAUAUACCAGGAACUCAUUUGAAUUCUCACUGAUAAUCCUAUAUGGUAUGUACUCAUAGUUGUCCCAUUUUGCAUUUGUGUAAUUAAGGCUAAGGGAUUUGCAGAGUAACCAUUUGGAUUUUAGGCUCCCCAACUCAGGGGCACCUGGGUGGCUCAGAUGGUUAAGCGUCUGCCUUCGGCUCUGGCCAUGAUCCCAGGGUCCUGGG
Molecule: messenger RNA, 1179 nt
Organism: Neomonachus schauinslandi (Hawaiian monk seal)
Lineage: Eukaryota; Metazoa; Chordata; Mammalia; Carnivora; Phocidae
Gene: LAMTOR5
Product: late endosomal/lysosomal adaptor, MAPK and MTOR activator 5
Exons: 4
Coding region: 200-475 (91 amino acids)
Biological process (GO): positive regulation of TORC1 signaling; cellular response to amino acid stimulus
Cellular component (GO): cytoplasm; Ragulator complex; lysosome
Molecular function (GO): guanyl-nucleotide exchange factor activity
Source: RefSeq, a predicted model, not a curated record